CUUCAUAAACUGUCAGACCACACCAGUAACUCUGGUCACUCAAUUUGCGAAAGCUCCGUCUGAGAUAUUGACAAUAUGCCUCACAGCAAGCCUUGGGUUGUCAAAGUUCAAGCCCAUCCUGGGUCAACGGCUGAAGAGAUCCGGAACGAGCCGGAUUGGGUUUCCGGACACCAGCACCGUGUUGGCUUCAGAGACCGAAAUGACAGACUUCCUGGACUAACUCAUAAAGACGAUGAGUGGAGAGAGGAGGUGGCGCGAGAGAAGCAGAAGUAUCUUGCUUUUCAAAAGAGAGCCAAGAGUGGGGAGUUGAUCAACUUCAGAGACUUGAUUGAGAAUCAAAAGGACUUUCAUUUGCGACAUCCUGAGAAUCGCUCACUUGGAUGGAGAUAUGUUCUCAAUGCGACUGAAGAUUGGGUCAAGAAUAAAGAGCAGUGGCCCGCAAACCUGAAGAAGAAGGAGGAAGAGGAGAAGAAGAGAAAAGAGGAAGAAGCAAAGAGUGAUAAAAAGGAUGACACGCCUGAGCAAGAGCACGAGUGGAAACGCUCUUCAGACAAAGACAAACAUCACGAUGCAUACGCAAAGACCAAAGAAAACGAAGAAAAGAAACAGGAAAAGAGCUCGAAUGAGAAGCCGAAGCUUUUAGACAAGUAUACGCCAGCUGAGAUAGCCCUUCUCAGAGCUCUGGAGCACGAAAAGAGCUACAUACAAUAUCUCGAAGAAAACAACGGAAAGAAAAGGUCUCCUCAGCACAAGAAUCUCACGCAAAUCUCAAUCGAUGAACAGGAUCAGUUCAGCCCAGACAAUUGGCUUCCUCGCUCUCCGGAUCUCAUCCGUCUCACUGGAAAGCACCCUCUCAAUGCCGAGGCACCGUUGACGCGACUGUACGAGGCUGGCUUAAUCACGCCUAACGAGCUUCACUACGUGCGAAACCAUGGUCCUGUCCCGCGAAUUCUCUGGGAAUUUCACGAGUUGGAGAUCACCUACGACGGCAAAACCCAGAGACUUUCUAUGGAUGAUCUGAAAGAGUUUGAUACGAUCAACAUCGCUGUUGCGCUUGCUUGCGAUGGAAACAGGCGAAAGGAACUUAACAUGAUCAAAAAGAGUAAGGGAUUCAAUUGGGGCGCUGGAGGCGCGAGUUGCGCAUAUUGGAAAGGGCCUCUUCUUCGAGAUGUACUCCUUGCGAAUGGUGUUCCUGAGAAACCUCCCGGCCUAGGGGAGAAGCGAUAUUGGGUCAACUUUGAAGGCACUGACGAUUUGAGCGAGGGCAAGUACGCGACUUGCAUACCGUUCGAGCAUGCCAUGUCACCCAACAACGACGUUAUUCUAGCCUACGAGAUGAAUGACGUUCCGUUGCCGCCUGAUCAUGGAUACCCCGUUCGUGUUAUCAUUCCAGGCUAUGUCGGCGGGAGGAAUGUCAAGUGGCUGAAGAAGAUAUGGAUAAGCGAAAAGGAAAAUGAUUCUUAUUAUCAUAUCUGGGAUAAUCGAGUUCUCCCAUCCUUUGUCACCGAGAAAGAUGGCCCUUUCGCCGAAGCCCUCUUUCAUCAUCCCGAUACAGCCUGCAAUGAGCAGAACCUCAAUUCUGUCAUCGUCAAGCCUGCACAAGGCGAGAAGAUUCCUUUGGACAGAGCCAAUAAAGGAGAGAACUAUCGCAUUGAGGGAUAUGCGUAUGACGGUGGAGGUCAUGAAGUCCAGCGUGUCGAAGUCUCCCUCGACGAUGGGGCAACUUGGCUGUACUGCAUCCGCAAAUUCCCCGACUACCCAAUUCGCCACGGAAACAAGUUCUGGAGUUGGCUUCACUGGCAUUUAGACGUUGAGCUGGUGCAUCUUUUUCGUGCAAAGAGUAUCAUGGUGCGAUGCUUCAACGUGUUCAAAAACACGCAGCCGAGAGAGCCAAACUGGAAUGUCAUGGGUAUGAUGAACAACUGCUGGUAUACCGUACGUCCGGAGAUAACUGAGGACAAUGACUCAGAAACGCCCUCAAUUCUAUUCAGACACCCUGUUGAACCAGCUACAAAAGACGGUGGAUGGAUGAAGCCAAGCGUUGAGAACAAAAUUGCAGAGGCGAAGCAAGAGGCUGGCGCGCCUCAGAAGGAGUUUACCCGAGAAGAGAUUGAGAAGCAUAAUACUCAAAACGACUGCUGGCUUGUCGUCGACGGAAAGGUCUAUGAUGCAACUAGUGUACUUGAAUGGCAUCCUGGCGGUCCUGCAGCUAUUCUCGGCCAUGCUGGUAAAGUCCACCAGGAGACGAGUGAUGAAUUUUCCAGUAUCCAUGAUGAUUAUGCUCACAAGAAACUCAAAGAAUGUGCUCUUGGUGUUGUGACUGAGAAGGCAGCCAACUUCAUCAAACAAAAUGCAACAGCCGCUGCUAAAGACGCAUCCGAGUCGAGCAACAAGGACGAGCAUCUAGCGUUGGAAAAGCAUAGAUGGAUUCCAGUCAAACUCAUUGACCGCAAGAAUCUCUCCAAAGACACAAGAGCAUAUACUUUCCAACUGCCAGAGGGCAAGAACAUUCUCGGCCUUGGAACAUGCCAACAUGUUCAGAUUGGUUUCCAUAUGCUAGACAGGAUGCUAAUUCGCUCCUACACACCCACGAAGCCGCUUCUCCCAGCCCCAGAUGACAAGUUGGCCAACGGAAAUGCCAAAUCCCUUCGUGAUGGAGACGGCACUUUUGAGCUCACAGUCAAGACCUAUUUCCCCGAUGAGAACCAACCGGGCGGUGCUCUUUCCAACAUCUUGGACUGUAUUCCCAUCGGUGAAGAGGUUGAACUUCGCGGCCCAACUGGAGAAAUAGUCUACAAUGGCAACGGAAGCUUCGUCAUCGAGAGUAAAGAUCGUCACUUCGAUCGUGUAUCCCUCGUGCUUGGUGGCUCAGGCAUAACACCAGGCUACUCUCUCCUCGCGCGUAUUCUCCUCUCCAACAACGACAAGACGGAGAUUCGGGUCGUGGACGCUAAUAAAACAGAGGCUGAUAUCUUACUGAGAGAAGAGCUUGACGAGUUUGAGAAGAAGUCCAAUGGGCAGUUGAAAGUAACUCAUGUCUUGAGCCAUGCUGGUGAUAGCUGGAAGGGAAGGACGGGGCAUGUGAAUGGGGAUAUCAUCAAGGAAAGCUUGUUCGAGCCGUCUGAGAUGAGUGCUGUGUUCUUGUGCGGUCCGCCGGCGAUGAUUCAGAAGGCUGCUCUUCCUGCUCUCAAAGAUUGGGGUUACGUGGAGGAUGAGAAUAUGUUUGGAUUCUAGUGGGCCGAUCUUAUGGAACCCUUUUCUUUAUUCACUUGGCGAGAUAAAUAUGCACAAUUUCCUUAUUGUUUCGAUCUCAGUGCUUAUGCCAUGGCUUGGCACAAGAUGGAGGCUUAGGUUCAAGUGCACGAGAGAUUAAGGUCAACUCCAUCAAGAUAGUAACAUAGUUCUCCUGUUGCGCCUUGCUAAUGCUUCACAAGUUAUC
Fusarium redolens is the source of this 3439-nucleotide messenger RNA. RefSeq lists its product as uncharacterized. Bases 76 to 3234 code for a protein of 1052 amino acids. Lineage: Eukaryota; Fungi; Ascomycota; Sordariomycetes; Hypocreales; Nectriaceae. The record is from RefSeq and is a predicted model, not a curated record. Gene Ontology annotation, molecular function: molybdenum ion binding; oxidoreductase activity. The transcript is spliced from 4 exons.